Batrachochytrium dendrobatidis JAM81 is the source of this 2229-nucleotide messenger RNA. RefSeq names its product fimbrin. Gene Ontology annotation, molecular function: actin filament binding. NCBI's taxonomy places the organism in Eukaryota, Fungi, Chytridiomycota, Chytridiomycetes, Rhizophydiales. The transcript is spliced from 6 exons. Gene Ontology annotation, biological process: actin filament bundle assembly; actin filament network formation. The coding region runs from base 39 to 1898 and encodes 619 amino acids. Gene Ontology annotation, cellular component: cytoplasm; actin filament; actin filament bundle. The record is from RefSeq and is a predicted model, not a curated record.
AUCCAACCUUGAUUCCUACCCAGUACGCACAUAGCAACAUGGGAAUUAACACUACUGCUCUUGCUGCAAAAUUCCCUUUCUUUACUCCUUCGGAAAUCGCUGCCUUUCAUCAACAGUUUGCUGCCGUGGACAAGGAUAAUCAAGACCGCGUUCAUACUAGCGACCUAUCCGCCAUUUCCACCAAAACAGGCGAAAGUUUCCAGGCCGUAACUGCCAAACUUACUCAACUCAGUUUGACUGACAAGGAUGGUCUAGUAUCAUUUGAUGGUUUCCUCAAGGCCGUGUCCAAGGUUCGUGAAGAAAAAGGUGGUACUACUGAGCGUGACGACAAAAAAAUCGUUCUUCAUGGACACAUGGAAAACACAACGCACACCAUCAAUGUGGACGAAAAAGAGUCGUUUACUGUUCACAUUAACCAGCAACUUGCCAAUGAUAAAGAUGUCAAGUCGCGUCUUCCCAUCGAUCCCCGUUCUAUGCAAGUGUUUUCUGAAUGCAAAGAUGGUCUGAUUCUUGCCAAGCUGAUCAAUGACUCUCAGUCAGGCACCAUUGAUGAGCGUGUACUCAAUGUGGGUAAAAAACUCAACACGUUUCAAAUGACUGAAAACAACAAUGUUGUUGUCAAUUCUGCCAAAGCUAUUGGAUGCAGUGUUGUCAACAUUGGCUCUCAAGACAUUAUGGAAGGUCGUGAGCAUCUUAUUCUCGGUCUGAUCUGGCAGAUCAUCAAGAUUGGUUUACAAGCCUUUAUUGACAUCAAAGUUCAUCCUGAGCUGUUUCGUUUGUUGGAGAAUGGCGAACUGCUUGAGGAUUUCCUUAAACUUCCAGCAGAACAAAUUCUUCUUCGUUGGUUCAACUACCAUCUCAAAAAAGCUGGUCAUGCUCGCAAGGUCAACAACUUUACCAGUGAUGUCAAGGAUGGAGAAAACUACACGGUUCUCUUGAACCAACUUGCACCCGAAUGUUGUUCACGUUCCCCACUGCAAACACCAGAUCUCUUGCAACGUGCUGAACAAAUCCUUGUGAAUGCUGAUAAGAUUGGUUGUCGCAAGUAUCUUACUGCCAAAACCAUGGUUGAAGGAAACCAAAAACUCAAUUUUGCUUUUGUAGCCCAUUUGUUCAAUACCCGACCGGGUCUGGAAAAGCUUACAGAGGCUGAAAUGGCCCAACUUGAUGACUGGCUGUUCAAAUCGGAAGGAGACCGUGAAGCUCGUGCUUUUGCACUUUGGCUCAACAGUCUUGGUGUUGAACCCUUUGUCAACAACCUGUUUGAUGAUCUAUGUGAUGGACUGGUGUUGCUUCAAGCUAUGGACAAGGUUCAUCCAGGUCUUGUUGAUUGGAAAAAAGUAAAUCGCCCUGCACCCGUUGCAAGCAAGUUUAAAAAAGUAGAAAACACAAACUACGUUGUUGUAUUGGGAAAAUCCCUCAAGUUUUCACUAGUUGGUAUUCAAGGAUCUGAUAUCGUUGAUGGCAACAAAACCCUCACACUGGGUCUUGUUUGGCAACUCAUGCGUGAACAUGUUGUGCAAACUCUCAAAUCUCUUUCCAAAGCGGGUCACGACAUCACUGAUAGUGAUAUUGUCAAAUGGGCCAAUGAUGCUGUCAAGGCAUCUGGCAAGUCAUCUACCAUGUCGAGCUUCAAAGACCCAUCGUUACACAAUGGUAUCUUUUUACUGGAUCUUCUCCAAGCCAUUAAAAAGGGAAUUGUGAACUCUGAAUUGGUGACAAACGGUGCUACGGACGAGAGUGCCAAAAUGAAUGCCAAGUAUGCCAUCUCGAUUGCUCGAAAACUCGGUGCUACCAUUUUUGUUCUUCCCGAAGAUAUUGUCGAAGUCAAGUCUAAAAUGAUUAUGACGUUUGUUGGUACCAUCAUGGCUUUGGCCAAAUCGGGCGUACUCAACUAAAUGCUUACCUGUUCUGGCUACGCAUCAUUUUACUCGCCAGCAAUGCAACAACUAUGGCAAUUGUGGUAUUGAAGUCUUGCUAUUUCAAAACUUGGAAUAUAUUUUUGACUUAUUUGAAUGGAAUGUUGGAAUUUUAAAUCAUGAUUCGAUAGUUUAUCUGAACCAAAACGGUCGAGUUGAAUACAUUUCAAGUAUAAUACCAAAUCUUGAAUAUUUAGAUUUCUAUUCAAGUAUCAACUGGUUUAGUGAUUCGACUCUUCAGUUUCUUUUAAUAUUUCGUUUUAUUACGACCAGUUCAUAUCUCGACUGAAUAAAACCUGUUUAAAAUAUG